Dendroctonus ponderosae (mountain pine beetle) is the source of this 2966-nucleotide messenger RNA. Its product is annotated as peroxidase. Gene Ontology annotation, biological process: response to oxidative stress. The coding region runs from base 285 to 2453 and encodes 722 amino acids. Lineage: Eukaryota; Metazoa; Arthropoda; Insecta; Coleoptera; Curculionidae. The record is from RefSeq and is a predicted model, not a curated record. Gene Ontology annotation, molecular function: peroxidase activity; heme binding. The transcript is spliced from 11 exons.
UUAUCAAAAGAUACCGGCACGUACAUUAUUAGGUGUAUAUAGCUUGGAUUGUAGCGUUUAACUUUACUUUCACUGGUUCUUGUAGACGAUAUUUAAGAUAGGGUUAGCGGGUGUUGAGUUUCCAGUGUCGCGUUUUGAGUGUCAUUAGAAUCCUACCACUGUUGGGUGCAGAAGGGUGUCGCUCAAAGAUCGGUGUUUUUGUCCAAUUUCUAUUUUUUCUUUUAAUAUUUAGAACGGAAUUGGUGGAUUAUUUUGGCUGCGAGAUAUCUUAGAGGGACUAAAAAAUGGCCCUCAAAGCCCUAAGUCUGCUUCUUCUGGAGGCGAUUUUAAUCCAAGCCGGUCCACAGUCCUACCAGAAUUUGUUCUUGCAAAGAAUCAACCCCCAAUACGACAACACUGUCUAUGGAGGAAAUUUGAUUGAAGACCACGUUUACAGUCGAGCGCCCGGUAAACUUGCGCCUCAAGCUCCGAUUUUGCAAUCAAACUACCACUCUGCCCCGCAAGUAGCUCCGGCCAUUCAGUUUAACGGAGUAGCGGCAGCCAAUGGGGGUCCCUUGGGGACUCUGUCUCCCAACCCCUACGGGCAGGGAUUCCCGCAAUUGCCAAUCCCCCAACCCACCCAAGAUCCCGCGUCUUUGGGGUGCGGCCAAGCGCCAGGCUUCUGCCCAAAAUCCCGAUACAGAAGUUAUGAUGGCUCUUGCAAUAACUUGAAUAACCCCGGCCUGGGAAUUCCCCAAACCAGAUACAACCGACUGCUGCCUGCAAAGUAUGGAGAUGGAAUCAGCACCCCCACCAUGGCCCUAAGCGGAAAUCCUCUGCCCAGUGCCCGAGCGGUGUCAUUCUCCAUGUACCCAGACAUACCCAUAGAAGACCCCAUUUGGACGCUAAACGCCAUGCAGUAUGGGCAAAUCAUCACUCAUGAUAUGAGCAUGAUUGUGGGAAGCACUCAAACCCAGCCCCAUGCAACCAGAUGCUGUUCUCCAGACGGCCAGCUUCUAGAUCUAGCCAACAGCCCCGAACAUUGCUUCCCUAUUGUGGUGCCCCAGAAUGAUCCAGCAUACUCCCAGCAGAACAUCAGAUGUAUGAACUUUGUGCGAACUAUCACUGAUAAGGACAGGAGGUGCAUCGGGGACCAUCAACCAGCCGAACAACUGACUGCAGUCAACAGCUACCUGGAUUUAUCCAUCGUCUACGGCAACAAUGACCAAGUGAACCAGCAGGUGCGACUUUUCCAAGGAGGGCGUUUGAUCAGCGAGCAGAGAAACAGCCAGGAGUGGCUGCCUAGGAACCCAAAUGCUACCGGAGCCUGCACGUUGCUCGACAUCAACGAGCCUUGCUACUUGGCAGGGGACACCAGAGUGAAUCAGAACCCGCAACUCACAGUGCUGCAGACGUUGCUCCUGAGAGAGCAUAACAGAAUUGCCAGCGUUUUGGCCUCAAUUAAUCCUCACUGGGACGACGAGACCAUCUUCCAAGAAGCCAGGAAGAUCAACAUUGGGCAACACCAGCAGAUCUCGUACUAUGAAUGGUUGCCGAUCUUCAUAGGCCUGGACAAUUCCCUGAAGAACAAAAUCCUUUGGAGGACUCAAGGAUACGUGGACGACUAUGACCCAACUGUGAACCCCUCCGUCCUCAAUGAGCACGCCAAUGCAGCCUUUAGAUUCUUCCACACUUUGAUUGCUGGACAGUUGGAUUUGGUGAGUGAAAGGAGGAACAGCUACGGAAAUAUCAGGAUCAGCGACUGGUUCAACCGACCAGCCAUUCUGGAACAGGGCAACUCGUUUGAUGAGCUCACCAGAGGUUUGGGGACUCAGCCUGAGCUGGCUGCUGAUGCCUAUCACGAUAGAGAGAUCACACUCAACUGGUUGAGGCAACCUGGCCAGCCCCUAGGGCAGGAUCUGAAGGCGAUUUGCAUCCAGCGAAACAGAGACCAUGGCCUGGCUUCUUAUAACGACUACAGGAGCUUCUGUGGGCUGCCGAAGGCUUCCUCCUUCCAAGACUUCCUGGACGUUAUUUCCAGAGACAACGUUGAGCGCCUUGCCACUCUUUAUGAGCACCCGGACGAUGUGGACCUCACUGUGGGAGGAUCUCUGGAAACAAUUAUUCCUGGCACGCUGGCCGGGCCCACUUUCCUCUGCAUCCUCACGGAGCAAUUCUACCGAACAAGAGUGGGCGAUCGGUUUUGGUUUGAAAAUUCUGGAGAAACUGGUUUCACUCAGCAGCAACUGGCCGAGAUCAGAAAGUCCUCGAUUGCCAGGAUAAUGUGCGAUAAUGGAAGGGGCGUUCGGGCUAUGCAACCAAGGGCUUUUGAGAGAAUAUCGCAAUCGAAUGCUGUUGUGCCAUGCGAAGCCCUUCCAGUGGUCGACCUGUCCUUAUGGAAGGACUUGAAAGGUGGAAGCUCCCACAUACCCUCAGCCGGAUUUGGAACAUCAGAUUAUUACUUUAAAAAGUAGUUUCCCUUCGAGUUAAGGGCGUUUGCAGAAAACUUAGACACUAAGGAUGGUGACUAUUUAGAGCGAGUAGAGCAAUUUGCUGCCUUAGAAAGUCUGUAGAGUAGAACACCAUUAAGAGAUGUUGUCUCCAAGCUUCCAUUCUUCUUUCGAUUGAAAAACGCCAUUAUUUCUACUAUUUCCAUGCCCAGAAAUUAACGCAUAUCUUCUAGUUCAUUACAUAUCGCAUGAUAAGUACUUCUAAUACAAUUUAGCCUCAUAGUGAUAAUUUUUAUACAAGAUUAGCGCCUAUUCCUACUUAGUCUUAGCUGGAAUUGAAUGCAUUAUCUACAAUAGACGCCUCUGUUUGCUCUCUCAAAUCCGCAAUCAUUAUUUAUCUUAGAUAAUUGAUAUGUAAAUAAUAUGCCUUGUUUAUAAUUUAUCGUGAGUUGUACAUAUACGUAAACAGAAAUGGUUUGAAUGUGCUAAGAUUAACGUGUAAGAGUUUGUUUUAAAUAAAUAGACCUUCCGUAAUAA